AUGUUUCCUUAUCCUUCCGGGAGUGGUCUACAUGUCGGUCAUAUUCGUGUUUACGCGAUUACUGAUGCCUUAGCCCGUUUUUAUCGUUUACAAGGUUAUAACGUUCUCAUGCCAAUUGGUUGGGACGCCUUUGGUUUACCGGCCGAACAAUACGCCAUUCAAACUGGCAAUCACCCCGCUACUUUUACCAACACUAAUAUUCAAAAUUUCAAAAAGCAAUUAUUCAAAAUGGUAGAAAAAAAUAUAACUAUUAAAGUUUUCACUAAAUCUCCCCAAACUAUUUACGGAGUAACAGCCCUUUCUUUAUCCCUCAAUCAUCCUCUUUUAACAGAACUUACCUUGCCAACAAAUCAAGUUAAGAUAAUAGCUAAUUUUGUGCUUGAAAAUUACGGAACAGGAGCGGUAAUGAUUAACGCUUUUUCUCCGGAAAUUUUUGCCUACAAAGAAAUUACGGGAUUAGUUAGCGAAAAAGAAUUAAAACAAAACCAAGAAGUAGACUUCGCUUUCGUUCAAAAGUAUAAUUUGCCAAUAAAAAAAAUAUUUCAUUUAAACAUAUCAAAAACAGAGAUAGGCGGUUAUUUUAUUAGUUCACCUUUAUUUAAUAACUGCCGCAACAGAGAAGAGGCAAUUGAAAUUAUCAACAAUUAUUUAGAAAAAGAAAAAAAGGGAAGAGUGGGCGAAAUUUAUCACUUAAAAGAUUGA
This is a messenger RNA of Entrophospora sp. SA101, 702 nucleotides long. The record is from the annotation of a GenBank genome assembly. Lineage: Eukaryota; Fungi; Glomeromycota; Glomeromycetes; Entrophosporales; Entrophosporaceae.